Molecule: messenger RNA, 567 nt
Organism: Schistosoma spindalis
Lineage: Eukaryota; Metazoa; Platyhelminthes; Trematoda; Strigeidida; Schistosomatidae
Source: the annotation of a GenBank genome assembly
AUGGAAGAUUUUCUUUCAGAUCCUUCGUUAACAGAUAACUCCUCAUUUAUAAUCUAUCCAAGAAAAGAAGUUUACUAUGAUUUUCAUGAUACUACAAAUUAUCAAGAUAAUUUUUGGUUUAGUCUCCCAUCAGAUUUACGAAUACUUGAGAAUAUGUCCGUUAUAGAUUAUCUACGACAAUUUGCACAUCUUUCAUCUAGAAAAUAUGAUUUAUAUAGACGUAUAUAUAAUCACUGGUGUCAAGGCUCUAAACUUUCUAUUGAUAAAUUAAAUAAUACAUUUGAAGAUAUUGUACCAGUACAAGUUCCAAAUAAUUGUUAUACAUUAGUAUUUAGUCUAAUUGGAUUACAAGUUAUAGAUUAUCAAUAUAUUGAUUUUGAAACAUUCUGUUGUAUAUGUAUUGCUGCAGAACGUCUUGUAUUCUAUAAAAUUAUGAAGGAUUCAAAUAUAUCUAUACCAUCAAAGGAUAUUUUAGAAAUGAUAGAAUUUCAACGGUUACAAUGUCAAUAUACACAACUUAAUCUAAAUCAGAAUAUUAAACAUUUUCUUGAUUUAAUACUUCUUUAA